Messenger RNA from Chanos chanos (milkfish), 2243 nucleotides. RefSeq names its product cytochrome P450 3A27. The transcript has 14 exons. The record is from RefSeq and is a predicted model, not a curated record. Lineage: Eukaryota; Metazoa; Chordata; Actinopteri; Gonorynchiformes; Chanidae. Gene Ontology annotation, molecular function: heme binding; oxidoreductase activity, acting on paired donors, with incorporation or reduction of molecular oxygen, reduced flavin or flavoprotein as one donor, and incorporation of one atom of oxygen; iron ion binding. The coding region runs from base 81 to 1604 and encodes 507 amino acids.
UAAAAACAAAAAACUCAACAGCCAGUCGCAGCAUUCCUGUUCAUUUCUAGUCAGAUAAUCACCUUUCCAGAGCGCUCAUAAUGAGUUUUUUCUCCUCUCCGUCUGUGACAUGGAGCCUGGUCGUACUGCUCCUUACCCUUCUGAUAGUGUAUGGAAUAUGGCCCUAUCGCUUUUUUAAAAAUUUGGGAAUUCCUGGUCCAAGGCCUUUUCCCAUCGUCGGCACAACCCGUUUAUACGCUAAGGGUAUUCAGAGGUUUGAUAUGGAUUGUUUCAAGGAAUAUGGGAAAGUUUGGGGGAUCUUCGAUGGCCGUCUGCCGACACUGAUGGUUGCAGACACUGAAAUGAUCAAAACAAUUAUGGUUAAAGAGUGUUACACCUGCUUCACGAAUAGAAGGGAAUCAAACACAGAUUUGUCAGGACCACUUGCGGAUGGAAUCAUGAAUGUGAAAGAUGAAGUAUGGAGAAGAAUUCGUAGUACAAUCUCUCCAUUGUUCACAAGUGGACAGCUCAAACAGAUUUUUCCAGUAGUGGAACAGUACGCCAAUCGUCUAAUAGAUCAUUUGAGGAAGAGAGAUCUGACAAAGCCUGUUCAAAUAAAGGAAGUUUUUGGCCCAUACAGUAUGGAUGUUAUCACCAGUGCUUCCUUCAGUGUGGACAUUGAUUCCAUUAACAACCCACAAGACCCUUUUGUCAGCCAUCUCAAGGAUUUUCUUCAGCUCACUUUCAGCAGUCCUGUUUUCCUGAUGUCAAUUUUUUUUCCUUUUUCAACAAAGAUAUUUCGAAAACUGGGCAUCAUGAUGUUCCCGAAGAGAGCUACAGACUUUUUGUACACCUUCCUCAGGAAGAUCAAAGAUCAGCGUCAGAAUGAAAAGAAUGGGCGAGUGGACUUUCUGCAGCUCAUGAUCCAAGGUCAGAUACCAGACGAUAAAGCUGAGGAGACAUCAGGUGAUCAGACAGCUAAAGGUUUGACUGAUCAUGAGAUUCUGUCCCAGUCCUUUAUUUUCAUCCUCGGUGGUUAUGACACAACCAGCACCACACUGACCUUUCUAAUGUACAAUCUGGCAACCAAUCCAGAUGCUUUGAGGAAACUAGUGGAGGAGAUUGACAUGGCAUUUCCUAAUAAUGCUCCCGUCACAUAUGAGAAACUAAUGGAUCUAGAAUAUUUAGACAUGGUUAUGAAUGAGUCCCAGCGUCUGCUCCCUACUGCAGGCCGUGCUGAGCGAGUAUGUAAGAAAACAGUGGAGGUAAAUGGAGUAACCAUUCCCAAGGAUACUUUGGUUGGAAUUCCAACUUAUGUUCUACACCGUGACCCACAACACUGGACAUCACCUGAGGAGUUCAGGCCUGAAAGAUUCAGCAAAGAGAAUAAAGGGGACAUCAACCCCUAUGCAUUCUUGCCCUUCGGUCUGGGACCACGAAAUUGUGUCGGAAUGAGAUUUGCCCUCCUGGUCAUGAAGACUAUCGUAGUGAAGCUGUUUCAAAAUUUCCACCUUGAGACAUGCAAAGAAACUCAGAUCCCUAUACAAAUUAAUCCCAUGGGCCUACCCAAAACCCCGGUCAUACUUAAACUUGUUCCACGAUCCAGUGGAAAAAUGGAAGAGUAACCAGAUGCAUCAGAAGAUGAUGCAUCGUUGCAUCAUUCACAAAACGUGAAAUCCUCAUCUGAAAUACUUCUUUUUACUUUCAUUGGAUAAUCUGACAGAGUGAUGCAAUGCGUUGUGUCUUUUCUCUUAAUUUGUGACUGAAUCAUUUUCUCUUUUACACCUUAGCCACUUUUACACUUAGCUGAAAUUUGAGUCAAGUGCAGUAUUGGCAAUGUCAGUCAGUAAAGACUGCGCCACGGUCGCUGACUACAAUGCUUUGUAUUAACAUUCAUCUGCUAACGCAAAUUUUCUGAUUUUUGUCAGUGUAUGUGCAUUGAGAGUAUACCAAAUUCAAAGACCUAGUGAAACUGAACAUAGUGCAGGUUUGUGUGUGUGUAAUGAAGUUAUUCAAAUCAGAGUUCAGAACCCAACUGUUGCCCCUCUGAUCUCAACUGUCCUGUUUUUUCAAACUUCUGAGUGAGAAUGUUUUUUAGUUAGCAAUCAUUUUUAAACACAGAUUUUUGUGGUUAAGAAGUGGUUCAAUAAAUGUAAAACAUUUAGUUGAAGAAUGUAUUUUUUACAGCAAUGCAAUCUGGCAUUUUUAACAACUCUGGCUGCGGCUAAUCAACAAUAGAUUAAAAAAAUCUUGUGUAUGUACUU